GUUCUCAGUGAUCCUUCUGUGCGCACACCGGAGGACAACGCAGCCGAACGUGUAGAGGUUGUGAGCGUCGGUUAUGGCUGAUCACCACAGCCGCAAGCGGCGCCGUCCGGCGGAGCUCGGCCCGCCUCCGCGCUGGCUCAACUGUCCACGCAAGGGAGCCCUCAUUGCCGAGAAGUUCCUGCCCUUCAAGACGCCCCUGAGCGAGAUUUACGAUGCUCAGGUGCCCGAGGAGAGCCGAUUCCCGCCAUCUAUGCUGUUGGACUCCUUAACCAGCUACAAGCUGAAGAUGGGCCUGUGGAUCGACCUGACCAACACGGACCGAUUCUAUGACCCAAAGGUGAUUGAGCAGAGGGAGAUCCGGUACCUCAAGCUGCAGUGUCGCGGUCAUGGAGAGUGUCCAUCCCAGGAGCAGACGGACACGUUCAUUGGCAUCUGUCAGCGAUUCAUAUCUAUGAACCCGCUCCACAUAAUCGGUGUCCACUGCACGCAUGGCUUCAAUCGUACGGGCUUCCUCAUUGCCAGCUACUUGGUGGUCAACAUGUCUUGGAGCAUCGAAGCAGCCGUCAAAGCCCUCGCAGAGGCUCGGCCACCUGGCAUCUACAAAGCAGACUACCUUCGGGAGCUGUUCAAGCGUUAUGGCGACGUGGACGACACGCCUCCGCCCCCACCUCGGCCAAGUUGGUGCGAUGAAGAGAACGAGGACCUGGAUGACGACGGCAAUGCAUUAGGUGGUGACGGCGGUGGAGACGGGCCUGUGCACAAGCGACGGAGACGGGAGUUCACCAAGAAGAACCCUACCUUCAUGGAGGGCGUUUCCGGCGUGGUGCCUGUCACCACCCAGCCCAAACUCCUGCAGAUACAACGGAGGUGCCAGGAGCUCUGCCACUGGGAGAGUUCGGGCUUCCCAGGCAGCCAGCCAGUGUCCAUGGACCGGCAGAACAUCCACAAGCUGCGGGAGAAGGAGUACAUGGUCAGCUGGAAGGCCGAUGGAACACGGUACAUGAUGCUCAUAGACGGGGAGAACGAGGUGUACUUCAUCGACCGGGACAACUGUGUCUUCCAAGUGUCGAACCUGUACUUCCCCAGGCGCAAAGACCGCACCCAGCACAUCCAGGAGACACUCGUUGACGGGGAAAUGAUCAUUGACGAGGACAAUGGCCGGAAGGUGCCACGCUACCUUAUCUACGACAUCAUCCGGUUUCAGGGGGAAGAGGUCUGGGGUGUGGACUUCUGCCGGCGGCUCACAUGCAUCUCCCGAGAGCUGUACGAGCCGCGCAAGGCAGCCAUGCAGGAGGGCCGCAUCAACCGGGACAACGAGCCCUUUGGUGUGCGGCACAAGCAGUUCUGGGAUGCCGCUGUUACGUACAAGUUGCUGAGUGACAAGUUUGCACAGAGUAUGCCCCACGAGUUGGACGGCCUCAUCUUCCAGCCCAAAAUGGACUCGUACGUCUGUGGCCGUGCCAAUGAUGUUCUCAAGUGGAAGCCACCGCAUCUCAACACGAUCGACUUUAGGCUCAAGAUUACUAAGGAUAGUGGCCCGGGUGUGGUACCCAAGAACAUUGGACUUCUCUAUGUGGGAGGCUGUGAUCAUCCUUUUGGACGAUUGAAGUGGGCAAAGCAGUUAAAGGAGCUGGACAACAAGAUAGUCGAGUGCAAGAUUGACGGGAGCCAGUGGGUGUUGCUGCGGGAGCGAACGGACAAGUCAUUUCCCAACAGCUUUUCAACUGCCGAAGGUGUGAUGGAGAGCAUAAGGAAUCCCGUCGACAAGGACUAUCUCUUGAACUUCAUCCGCCAGUACGGGUGGCGCAGGAAGCCAACCGACAGCGAGCUGAUGCCGCCUCCGCACCAGGUCGCGCAGUAGCCACCCCCAUUGUGCCGACAGAGCUGACGUGCGCCGUUUCGUGGCUCGUCGAACUGUGACUGUGCUCGCUCCACGUUCCGAGUUGGGGUCCGGGGCGGCUGCUUCCAGAAAUAUUGGGCUCGGUCACUUGCCCCGUGCUUGAAAGACACUUUCAACUACAAACCGUGCACUCUUGUUCACGUGUCCCAUUAUGGUAGGCAUAGGACAAUGGGGGAGUAGAGUCACUGCAGCUGUCGGCCUAGUGUGGGGCUGCCUUCUGGCAGCAUGUGUACAUAAGAGAUGGGCAUCGAGAGCAUGUCUUUGAAUGCAUCGCCGUAGUGAAACCACUGCGGCCAGGAAGUGUGUUUGGGAUGGGCAAACGUGUGAUGGCGCGUGUGGCAUAUCUGAUAUGUCUCUGAGACGUGUGCGUGUUAACUGUUGGCGCUGUGUCACCUUGUGACACUUUUUACAAACUGGGAGUGCAUCGUCUCCCGUAGCAUUGACUGUUCCACGAGCGCUUCUUUUUUCUUUCUCACUUGUGUUUUGCAUGUUUAUUGUGUCUGGUUUUUCUGUGUCCUUUGUGGAUAAGACGUUAUGGUUGUGGGCUACCGGGGUUGUUUCUUAGGAGGAACCUUGUUGGUUAACCACAUAUACAUGCAUAAUUUUUUUUUUUUUUUUUUUUGAAGAACAUUAUUUGUCCUGUACGCCAGUUUCUGUGAAAUUGCCGUAGAUUUCUCUGAUGCACAUUAUAACACGAGUGGUGAUUGUAAACUAGCCAUCAAAGUAAAGAAAAUAUACAAGUUGUCCCAACUAUCAUGCAGCAAGAUUUAAAAUUAUUCAGAUGCCACAUAGCCGGACAGAACCAAGGUAAUGUUGAUUGCCGCCGUUUGGAGGUACUUGGAUUAUUUUUUGCAUUCUGCCUAAUUACUUAAUUAGUCUUAAUUAACUUCUCAAAUAUUAUAAUUAUGUGAAAAAUGUCAAUGAUAAAAUUGUAGGGCAACAUGAAAAACUCCCAGUAUCACAGCAAAUGGGGCCCUGGACUGAGGGCUCCACCCUCUGGGACUUCGUUACAAAACACCAAAUAAAGUUUUCUACUACUACUACUACUCCCGGUAUCGCUUUCUGCUGCUUAAUACGUGCUACAUAUAAGUGCUUUUCCGAGUGUGAAAGAAGCCCGCGAAUAGUAUACACAAAAUUUCCGCGCUACUGGCCGCUCGAGGCACUUUGCGUGUAUUCACGGGCUUCUUUCAUGCUCGGAAAAACACUUUUAUGUAGCACGUAUUAAACAACCGAAAGCUAUAUCAGGAGUUUUUCAUGUCGCUCUACAAUUUUAUCACUGACACUUUUCACCUAAUUAUAAUAUUUAAGAAGCUAAUUAAGACUAAUUAAGUAAUUAGGCAGAAUGCAAAAAAUAAUCUGAGUAUCUCUAAGUGAUGGCAAACAUCAUCACACUGGUUCUGUCCAGCUACGUGGCAUUUGCAUAAUUUUAAAUCUUGCUUCGUGAUGGUUGGGGCACCCUGUAUGUAUAUAGCAUAGAGACAAAAUUGGCUGCCAACAUGUAUUUAAAUGAAAUUGGCAUUUUCAGCCACCAUGUAGCAUAGAGUGCGGAUGGAAAAACUGCAAAUAAUGCUGCACCUAUGCAGCUUGGCGAACUGUCCCUUUCGAAAGCAAGAAAAAUUGGUGCUUAGUUUUGUAUACAUGACCAUUAUGGGCAACAUUUAAGCUAGGUUCGAUAACUGUAGCCGCAGAAGGUGAGGAAAACGGGGCAAGGAUCACCCAACUUGUUGAAGUAAAUCAACUUAGCCAAUCAUUUGCACACAAGUCUCUGCUUUGAUUUGCACUGCUGCUGCUAAAUUCCUUCACUAUCGAACGGUUGGCUCUGUGUUUUGGUAGCUUGGUUUUGUCUUCUCGCAUUGCUGAUGGCCAUGUGUAGUCAUGCUCGGAAACCCUGCACUCUUUACUGAGCAUGUUUAGCAUUGAAUGCAGCACUAGUUAAUACUUGGAGGUGUGUGUAUUAAUUUAGCUGCUUAAAAUGUAGCAGCAAUAUGACUUGUGAAGGGUAUGCUCAAUAUGACUUGUGAAGGCUAUGCUCUGUAGGCUGGUUUAUAUGUAGUGGCCAAGUGGUCCCAGAGACCUAACCUGGUCAUGCUGUACAUGCGACAUUCGUGAGCAACCAUGGCUAGUGUCGUGGUGUUCAUUGAUUGUCUGCCUAGCCUAGUCCUAUCCGUUUUGUGGUGGCUUGCUCCGACUGGCUUAUAGUAGUCAACAAAAGCGGUGCGUGCAUGUCUCACUGAUAGUCUAGCAACUUGGGGGAUGUCGGUUUUCACAUGCUUGUUGCCACAUCAUGCCAAAUGUGCUGCAUGGUAAGUAAGAGGGGCGUUCUUGCAAUUUUUCCAAGUCAGUUGGUUCUAUGAACUUAUCAUGGAAAAAGUUGCGGUAAAAGAAAAAGAAACGAGGAGGUGUGUGAAUGGACAUCAGUGCACAGCACAAAACGCUAAUGGGGCGAUGUCACGUAAGCAACUUGCAGAACUUGUGGCACUUAAGCUUGUUUUGGUAACCUCACUUUGUUGCAUGGUUUUCCAGUGCAUGCAUUAUGAAUCUGCCUAACUCACUAUUUCGUUCUGGUACAAGUUUUUUUCUUGUAGCAAUUUUCUUCAUGAUCUGGCUUCCUAGUUUAUUUACUGGGGAAGUCAAUGAACACACAAGACAUUGGUGGGAAGUACUACAAACCAUAAGGUGUCCUUUUCUUCAAGGUGCUGGAUAUUUCAGAAAUUCACAGGCUAGUGUUCAUUAUGGCCUGUAUAGAUGUGUCCAGAAAUUCAACCUAUUCGUCGUGGCUCUUUAGCAACCGAAGAACCUCAGGCACCAACACCUUAACUGGGCAGUAGUGAUAACUUGACAUUGGCCAUAUCUUUUUUAACUCUUGCCUAGGCGCUGUUGUUUGACUCAGGUGUGCAUUUGCGUUCGUAGUGUUGACUUUGAAGUGGCAGAGGGCACCCUGUCAGAGUUAGGGGCUUUGACACGUGUUGUCAGCAUGGUGGUUUGCUUUUUUUAACGCUGGCUUCAUGCAUAUAUUUAUUCUCUCGGAAUUAGUAGAGACGGGUGACUUCUCACUUUGCAUAAAGCAGUUCUCUGUUACCAUCUGUUUUGUUUGUUUACCCCAUUUUCAUUGUUCACUAGACCCUGGAUAUGUGUGUAUGCUUCACAUAAGGGAAGUUGCACUUAUUUUUUGGUUGCAGUGUGCGAAGCAAGAACUGUUAGGCAGUGUUUCGUUGUGCCCUUAUUUGUUGAUUUUUUUUUUAAUACUUCUACAAAGCGCCGCUUGAGUGAAGUGAUGGUGAUUCUUGUCAUCAGAAUAAAUGAAUGCUUGGUAAUGCAUGCAA
This is a messenger RNA of Dermacentor silvarum, 5223 nucleotides long. It is a transcript of the gene mRNA-cap, whose product is annotated as mRNA-capping enzyme. NCBI's taxonomy places the organism in Eukaryota, Metazoa, Arthropoda, Arachnida, Ixodida, Ixodidae. Gene Ontology annotation, molecular function: mRNA 5'-triphosphate monophosphatase activity; protein tyrosine/serine/threonine phosphatase activity; ATP binding. Bases 74 to 1861 code for a protein of 595 amino acids. Gene Ontology annotation, biological process: 7-methylguanosine mRNA capping; protein dephosphorylation. The record is from RefSeq and is a predicted model, not a curated record. The transcript has 19 exons.